AUGGGAAACCAAGUCUCGGCUAUUGACUCCUCUCAAGUCACAAAGAAAGCAAAAAAGCGUGUCAAUCUUCGAGGAAUGUUCAACUAUCCAAACGGACGAAACAUUCGCGAGGAAUGCAAUUCGAAUAGAGCAAACCAAUGGGUGACUGUCUUCUUCAACUGGGCUGACUACAACCACAACGACGAAGAAUUGAUGGAGCUUGUGGUGGCUCGCAUCGAUGCCCGAGACGGUAUCAUUUCGUCCGAACCCGUCCAUCACGAUGUCAAAUGGUGUCUAUCCCUCCGUGUCCCUGGAUACUGGAAUCCUAGUGAUGUUUCAAUUGCUACCGCUGCCAAAGUUAUUGCGCGAUGGCAUCAAAGUGAAAUGCGCCAUGCUGGCAUGAAGAUCAACCGAAGAUAUCUUUUCCGCGGCAACAAUCGUCGAAAAAUGCGCCACCUUGGUAAGGAGGGUACCCCAUUGCCCUACACUGCCUCACCCAUCAAGUUGCUCUGGAGUGACUUGUCCCUGUUGGGUUCGAAACUAUGGGCGCUUCCGGGUAUCCUACUGCCCCUGCAUCUAGAUCGCACCCAUGAGUUGGAUGAGCUCUAUCCAUCGUUACGCAAUGGAGCUAUCGUGUUGAUCCAUCUAUUUCUCGUGGUUUAUCAACUUGUUGUCCUGCUCUCGCUGCCGAUCAUGGUUAUCUGUAUGCUUCCAGGCCUAUGGAUCCUUGCUUAUUCUGCGAUGGCUUUCACUAUUAAUUAUGCGAUCAUAAUGUUGAUGUUGAACGGCUUCCAGCGGGUUCUGGUAUCCCAAGUGCCCGUGGUCGAGCGAUCAGGUCAUGAGCGGGAGCGUUGGCUGUAUAUUAAUGGAAUUGCAGCUGGGAAGCACUGGGUACAGAUGAACAUCGAUCAACUGUCAUACACUUUUGGUCGGAAAGUGACGGGAGUGCAUAACCGCACCGCAGGCAUUGUCUUUGAUCUCAUCGAAUGUCUGAUUCAACGUGAUUUUUCAUAUGCUACUGACGAUAUACGACGGUCGUAUGCCUUGGUCAAGGAAGCCCUCCUAGACCCCGACUGUGACAAGGUGGUUCUGCUUCUUCACAGCCAAGGCGGCAUUGAAGGGGGACUUGUCAUGGACUGGCUUCUAGAUGAGCUACCCCACGAUCUACUUCAUCACUUGGAGGUAUACACCUUUGGGAAUGCCGCGAAUCACUUCAACAACCCGCGAUGGAUACAACCAGCAAGGACACGAAGGACCUCAACGCCCGACACAAUGCAUCAAUUUGGCCAGUCCAUCGGCCACAUCGAGCAUUAUGCCAAUGCAGCUGAUAUUGUAGCUGUGGGAGGAGUGCUCCACUUCGUGGACAUCCCAAAUCGAUACAUGGGCCGGCUGUUUGUGCGCCCGAAUUCAGGCCAUCUAUUGAACAUGCACUACUUGGGCAAUAUGUUUACCCUAGGCCCUGAUAUGAAAGUCCUUGACUCCAAUCCGUUCAUGGAUAUGGAAGUGGAGCCGUGGGUGACCUCCGGUAUCAAUGGAUAUGAUGGCCCUCCGCAUCGAGUCAGAUCUCAACCCAGUAUAGCCCGAGACGAGGCGUUUCUCCCCGCCGCGCUGAGCCUGCAACGGUCAAAAACGAAAGGUGUGGAUCGAGUUCUGCGUGUCAAGGAACUCAGUCGGCUUUGGCAGUAUAGAAAUGGAGGACACCCGAAAGAGACAGAGGUAUAG
Messenger RNA from Penicillium digitatum Pd1, 1701 nucleotides. RefSeq lists its product as uncharacterized. NCBI's taxonomy places the organism in Eukaryota, Fungi, Ascomycota, Eurotiomycetes, Eurotiales, Aspergillaceae. The record is from RefSeq and is a predicted model, not a curated record.